AUGUCUUUAGACCAGCCAAUAGAAAAGAGAGGGAGAAGAUCCUCACGUAUAGCACCGGAUCACGAAGAUUCGUUUUUCACUCCGAGUCCAAUGCAUUCUGAUAAGAACAUGAAAGUUCAGGAAUCAGAUAAAAGAAUUGAUUCACAACACAAUAAGGACGAAUCUGAUAUAUAUAUACCACCAUGGACCGAGCCUUAUAUUAUUGGGGUCGCUGGGAAUUCAGGAUCCGGGAAAACAUCAAUAUCACAGAAAGUUAUUCAAGAAUUGAAUCAACCGUGGACUGUUUUAUUAUCAUUUGAUAAUUUUUAUAAGCCAUUGACUCCAGAAGAAUCAGUAAAGGCUUUCAAAAAUGAGUUUGAUUUUGAUACACCAACAUCCUUAGAUUUAGAUUUAUUAGUUGAUACGGUUAAGAAUUUGAAAAAGGGUAAUAAGACCGAAAUCCCGGUGUAUUCUUUUGCUAAACAUGCAAGAACCGAUAAAAAAACCACCAUUUAUGGAGCCAAUGUUAUUAUCAUUGAAGGAAUUUAUGCAUUAUAUGAUCAAAGAUUAUUAGACUUGAUGGAUAUAAAAGUCUAUGUUGAUACGGAUUUAGAUAUCUGUUUGUCACGUAGAUUAACUAGAGAUAUUUUAUUUAGAGGACGUGAUUUAUCAGGAGCAAUGAAACAAUGGGAAACAUUUGUUAAACCUAAUGCAGUUAGGCACGUUAACCCAACCAUGAAUAACGCUGAUUUGAUUAUACCAAGAGGAUUAGAUAAUUUAACUGCCAUUAAUUUAAUGAUUAAACAUAUACAAAAACAAUUAAGUAUUAAAUCGACAUUACAUUUAAAAAGAUUGAAACAAUUAGGGAUUAGAAAAGAAUUUAAAAUUGAAGAUUUUGCUAAAAAUGUUACAGUUUUACCUAAUAAUAAUCAUACAAAGGGAAUUCAUUCGAUAUUAUUUAAUGAAAAUACUGAAAGAUCAGACUUUAUAUUUUAUUUUGAUCGUAUAUCGAUAUUAAUAAUUGAAAAUGCAAUUGAUCAAUUAACAAAUUAUGAACCAAUUACUAUAAAAACUGGUACUAAUUAUGAAUUUAAAGGUAUCAAACCUAAAGAAGAAGUUAUUGCAGUUAAUAUAAUUAGAUCAGGAGAUUGCUUUAUGAACUCAAUUAAAAAAACAUUCCCAGAAAUCACUAUUGGUAAAUUACUUAUACAAAGUGAUUCAUUAACUGGAGAACCACAACUUCAUACUGAGUCAUUACCUAAAAGAAUAGAUUUAAUACCAAAUAAGAAAUUUUUCUUAUUUGAUGCUCAAAUUAUAAGUGGAGCUGCUGCUAUUAUGGCAAUUCAAGUUUUAAUUGACCAUAAAACUAAUCCUUGUGAUAUAGUAUUAUGCUCUUACUUAUGUACCGAAAUUGGAUUAAGGAGGAUUUUAAAUGUUUUUCCUAAAGUUAAUAUAGUAAUUGGUAAAUUAAGUUCAAUUGAUGAAGAAUCUAACUCUACUAAUAAUAAUGAAAAGAAAUGGUAUAAUGAGGAAGGAUUUAAAGAUACUGAUUGGCAUUUCAGAACUCGUUUUAUUGACUCGUUAUACUUUGGUACAGAAUGA
This is a messenger RNA of Hyphopichia burtonii NRRL Y-1933, 1581 nucleotides long. It is a transcript of the gene URK1, whose product is annotated as uridine kinase. NCBI's taxonomy places the organism in Eukaryota, Fungi, Ascomycota, Pichiomycetes, Serinales, Debaryomycetaceae. Gene Ontology annotation, molecular function: kinase activity; ATP binding. Bases 1 to 1581 code for a protein of 526 amino acids. The transcript has a single exon. Gene Ontology annotation, cellular component: cytoplasm. The record is from RefSeq and is a predicted model, not a curated record.